Messenger RNA from Plasmodium yoelii, 885 nucleotides. Its product is annotated as PIR protein. The record is from RefSeq and is a predicted model, not a curated record. The transcript has 3 exons. NCBI's taxonomy places the organism in Eukaryota, Apicomplexa, Aconoidasida, Haemosporida, Plasmodiidae. The coding region runs from base 1 to 885 and encodes 294 amino acids.
AUGGAUGAUGAUCUAUGUGGAAAAAUUGAUUUUUUGAGGAAGCAUUUCCCUGAUGAAUCAAGUGAAAAAGCAGAAAUCGAAUUUAAAAAAAUUAGUAAUUUCGAUAAGUACUGCCCUGAUGGAAACUGUAAUACUGAACUCGAUAAAAUUGCGAUUGGAUUUUUAUGGUUACUUGAAAAAUAUUUUACUAAAUACCCAAUUAAAGGCAAUACUGGAUAUAAUACUGAACCAUUUUUUAUUUAUAUUAUCUUAUGGUUAAGUAACAAAUUAAAUCAAAGCAAAAAUAACAACACCACUAAUAUAAACGAUUUUUACACUCAGCAUGUAAUUGGUAGUAAUAAACAUAGUAAUUUUAAAGAUGUCGCCUACAAAUUUUCAGGUCUUGAGGAAUUCAUAAAUAAACAAAAAGAAUUGUUGAAUAUUAAUAUUAAAGAUCUGUCUAAAUUUUAUGAUGCAUCCAAAUUAAUAUGUAGGAUGUAUGGUAAUUUUGCAACGAAUCUAAAUAAGGAUGAACUGUUAAAUAAUGCGAAUGAAUUUGUUAUAAAAUAUCAAGAACUUAAUGGAGGUUCUAAUAAUACUAGUGACAGUUCAUGUGAACAAAUAUUGUCUGCUUUAUCAACUGAUUAUGGUAUUUUAAGAAAUAAACGUAAUGAUAUUACAUUUCUUCCAGAGAUAACAGCAAAUAUUUCUGCACUAAGAUCUGGAUAUACAUUAUCAAGUUCGUCGAUAGGAAGCAAAUUAUUUACAGUUUUAUCGAUAUUUGGUGCAAUAGCAUUUUUUUUAGGAAUUUCUUAUAAGUAUUCGUUGUUUGGAUUUCGGAAACGAGCUCAAAAACAAUAUUUAAGAGAAAAAAUAAAAAAUAUAAAGAAGAAAAUGAAUCGUUAA